Topomyia yanbarensis is the source of this 1341-nucleotide messenger RNA. RefSeq names its product pyruvate dehydrogenase E1 component subunit alpha, mitochondrial-like. The transcript has 6 exons. The record is from RefSeq and is a predicted model, not a curated record. Gene Ontology annotation, molecular function: pyruvate dehydrogenase (acetyl-transferring) activity. Bases 114 to 1286 code for a protein of 390 amino acids. Lineage: Eukaryota; Metazoa; Arthropoda; Insecta; Diptera; Culicidae. Gene Ontology annotation, cellular component: intracellular membrane-bounded organelle. Gene Ontology annotation, biological process: pyruvate decarboxylation to acetyl-CoA.
AAUACAUUCACUCGCCGUCUUCAUAUCGCUUCACCAGUUGCAUUUGGUACGAGUGCAUUAUUUCUUUGUCUGAUUUUUUCAGUUUUAAUAAUCACAGAAGAUAUUAAGCUGUAAUGCUGCGUCCUGUAAUAACGAUUUUUUCAACGCUGAGGAAGAAGACACUCUUGACGAGAGCAAAAAAUUAUGCAACUGAAGCAAAAUUCGAAACGAGACCAUUCAAACUUCAUAACCUACAAAGUGGUCCUUUCACCAACACUACAGUCACAAAAGAUGAAGCACUUGCAAUGUAUACAUCCAUGCAAACGAUUCGACGAUUGGAAACAUCCGCCGGCAACUUAUAUAAAGAAAAAAUAGUACGAGGGUUCUGUCAUUUAUACUCAGGCCAAGAAGCGUGCGCAGUUGGAAUGAAGACUGCGAUGCGUCCUCAGGAUAAUAUAAUUUCCGCCUAUCGUGUUCACGGUUGGACUUAUUUAAUGGGUGUGAGCGUCAAAGGUGUUUUGUCUGAGUUGACUGGUAAACAAAAUGGUUGUGCUAGAGGUAAAGGUGGUUCAAUGCACAUGUACGCACCAAAUUUUUACGGAGGGAACGGAAUUGUGGGUGCACAGGUUCCACUUGGUGCUGGUGUAUCUUUAGCUUGCCAGUACAAAGGAAAUAAAGGAGUGUGCCUUGCACUGUAUGGAGAUGGAGCAUCGAAUCAAGGACAAGUGUUUGAAGCUUACAAUAUCGCAUAUUUAUGGAAUCUACCUUGUAUUUUUGUUUGCGAGAACAAUGGCUAUGGUAUGGGUACAAGUGCUAAUCGCUCAUCCUGCAAUACAAAUUAUUUCCAACGUGGAGAUGUGUUACCAGGCAUUUGGGUGGAUGGUAUGGAUGUUGUCGCUGUAAAGUUAGCCACUGAAUUUGCCAUCGAAUAUGUUCUGAAGAACGGUCCUUUGGUGAUGGAAGUGUUCACAUACAGAUAUUCCGGGCAUUCAAUGUCAGAUCCUGGAACCAGCUACCGCACACGGGACGAGGUGCAAGAAGUCCGUCAAACUCGAGAUCCAAUUUCAUCGUUCAAGGAUAAAAUAAUCAACGCGGGCUUAGUAACAGCAGAAGAGUUAAAGAAAAUCGAUAACGAAAUUAAGAAGGAGGUAGAUGAUGCUACAAAAUUCGCAAAAGCUGAUAGUGAAAUUGCGUUACCAGAAUUAAGUACUGAUGUUUAUGCUAAAAAUAUGGAAGGCAAUAUAAGAGGGGCUACCCCGAAUUCAUGGCUAAAACAUAGUAGUUUGAACCGAGCAGUUAAUCUUUAAUUGAGUGAUUUUAGUGGUUUUAACUAAUAAAUAAAGACUUGCCAUGCAAAUAAAA